AUGACCUCAGAAAAGGAUGAUGUAGAACAUGAAUUAAAAGUGGUGGCAGAUAUGUUUUUUGAGAGAUGUUACCCAAAAAAAUUGGUUAUGGAUUAUGUGGAAUAUGUUAAAGCAGAAUGGGGAAAGAAGUAUGCACCAUUGUUGGGUAACAAGGGAGGUCUAAAAGAAAAGAGCACUGACAUUGCGAGUCAAGUUAACCAGAACAACAAUAAUAACAAUAAUAAUAAUAAUAAAAAUUUUGAAAGAGCUAUUUACCAUUUGAUUGUCCAAGCACUUCACUAUGUUGGCAAACUGACAUUUCAACAGAAUGAAAGUAGUCGUGUAGUAACAUAUGGAUAUUGGGAUGGGAAAGGACAACAGCAGCCUGACAGUUCUGACUAUACUCCUAGUAAGAAUGGGGAAGGGCAACAGCAGCCUGAUAGUUCUGAGUAUAUUCCUAGUAAGGAUGGGGAAGAGCAACAGCAGCCUGACAGUUCUGAGUAUAUUCCUAGUAAGGAUGGGGAAGAGCAACAGCAGCCUGACAGUUCUGAGUAUACUCCUAGUAAGGAUGGGGAAGGGCAACAGCAGUCUAACAGUUCUAAGUAUACUCCUAGUAAGGAUGGGGAAGAGCAACAGCAGCCUGACAGUUCUGAGUAUAUUCCUAGUAAGGAUGGGGAAGAGCAACAGCAGCCUGACAGUUCUGAGUAUACUCCUAGUAAGGAUGGGGAAGGGCAACAGCAGUCUAACAGUUCUAAGUAUACUCCUAGUAAGGAUGGGGAAGGGCAACAGCAGCCUGACAGUUCUGAGUAUAUUCCUAGUAAGGAUGGGGAAGAGCAACAGCAGCCUGACAGUUCUGAGUAUACUCCUAGUAAGGAUGGGGAAGGGCAACAGCAGUCUAACAGUUCUAAGUAUACUCCUAAUAAGGAUGGGGAAGAGCAACAGCAGCCUGACAGUUCUGAGUAUAUUCCUAGUAAGGAUGGGGAAGAGCAACAGCAGCCUGAGAGUUCUGAAUAUACUCCUAGUAAGGAUGGGAAAGGGCAACAGCAGCCUAAAAGUUCAGGUAUACUCCUAGAUGGGAAAAGGCAACAACAGCCUGACAGUUUUGAUUACAUUCCUAGUAAGGAUGGAAAAGAGCAACAGCAGCCUAACAGUUCUGAUUAUACUCCUAGUAAGGAUGGGAAAGGACAACAGCUGCCUGACAGUUCUGAGUAUACUCCUAGUAAGGAUGGGAAAUGGCAACAGCAGCCUAACAGUUCUGAGUAUACUCCUAGUAAGGAUGGGAAAGGACAACAGCAGCCUGACAGUCCUGACUAUACUCUUAAUAAGGAUGGGGAAGGGCAACAGCAGCCUGACAGUUCAGAGUAUCCUCCUAGUAAGGAGGGGGAAGGGCAACAGCAGCCUGGCAGUUCUGAGUAUACUCCUAGUAAGGAGGGGGAAGGGCAACAGCAGCCUGGCAGUUCUGAGUAUACUCCUAGUAAGGAGGGGGAAGGGCAACAGCAGCCUGGCAGUUCUGAGUAUACUCCUAGUAAGGAGGGGGAAGGGCAACAGCAGCCUGGCAGUUCUGAGUAUACUCCUAGUAAUGAUGGGGAAGUACAACAGCAGCCUGACAGUUCUGAGUUCACUCCUAGUAAGGAUGGGAAAGGGCAACAGCAGCCUAACAGUUCUGAGUAUACUCCUAUUAAGGAUGGGGAAGGGCAACAGCAGCCUGACAGUUCUCAGUAUACUCCUACUAAGGAUGGGGAAGGGCAACAGCAGCCUGACAGUUCUGAGUACUCUCCUAGUAAGGAUGGGGAAGGGCAACAGCAGCCUGACAGCUCUAAGUUCACUCCUAGUAAGGAUGAGAAAGGGCAACAGCAGUCUGACAGUUCUGAGUAUACUCCUAGUAAGGAUGGGAAAGGGCAACAGCAGCCUGACAGUUCUGAGUAUACUCCUAGUAAGGAUGGGGAAGGGCAACAGCAGCCUGACAGUUCUGAUUUUACUCCUACACAGCAGGAUUGGUCUGCCCCAAAGGAUCCAUCUGUCCCCACUCCACUGGCUAUGGCACCAAGACCCAGCAUAUCUGGGAUGCAACCUAGUAGCACCUCUUCUGCUGCCACUGUACUACCUGGCCCCUCAGAAAUCAAGACAAAAUUAAAAGUGCAUCAUAAGAAACAUAGCUCAGAAAAGGAAAACAGCAUCAGUGAAAAUGACGAUAAGCAGACAAGUGUGAACGGUGCUCUUUUCAAGAUUUAA
Messenger RNA from Protopterus annectens (West African lungfish), 2211 nucleotides. RefSeq names its product glutenin, high molecular weight subunit PW212-like. The transcript has 6 exons. The coding region runs from base 1 to 2211 and encodes 736 amino acids. The record is from RefSeq and is a predicted model, not a curated record. Lineage: Eukaryota; Metazoa; Chordata; Ceratodontiformes; Protopteridae.